Messenger RNA from Contarinia nasturtii (swede midge), 994 nucleotides. RefSeq names its product vacuolar-sorting protein SNF8 (gene lsn). Gene Ontology annotation, cellular component: ESCRT II complex. The record is from RefSeq and is a predicted model, not a curated record. The transcript has 3 exons. Lineage: Eukaryota; Metazoa; Arthropoda; Insecta; Diptera; Cecidomyiidae. Bases 123 to 884 code for a protein of 253 amino acids. Gene Ontology annotation, biological process: protein transport to vacuole involved in ubiquitin-dependent protein catabolic process via the multivesicular body sorting pathway.
UUUGAUUGUCAGCAACGAUGACUAAAGUCAAAGCUAGUCAGUAAACAUUGAGACGAAAAAAAGGUGUAUUUUUAAUUUGUUUAAUUCAAUCAAAAGCGAAAAAUAAACGAAAGAAAAAAAAUAUGAGACGAAAGACUGGCAUUGGUGCUGUCCAUAAGCAAAAGCUUGAAGCCGGAAAAUUCAAAGACAAAGGCACCGAAUUACAAGACUCACAAUUUGAACAGAUGACAAAACAAAUGGAAAUAUUUCGCGAGAAUUUAGAAGAAUUUGCAACAAAUCAUCGUAGUGAAAUUAAGAAAAAUGCACAGUUUCGGCGACAAUUUCAAGAAAUGUGCGCUGCCAUCGGUGUGGAUCCAUUGGCAUCGGGCAAAGGUUUUUGGAGUGUAUUGGGCAUGGGUGAUUUUUACUAUGAACUUGGCGUUCAAGUGGUUGAAGUGUGCCUGGCAUUGAAUCAUGUCACCGGAGGUCUAAUGGAAUUGGAUGAAUUGCGACGACGUCUUAUUGCAGCCAGAGGUCAAAAAGCAUCCCAUCAAGAAAUUACCACCGAAGAUAUUUUGAUGGCGACCAAGAAAUUGAAAAUAUUUGGAAAUGGAUUUGUCGUGUAUCCAAUUGGCCGAGGAAAGCAUAUGGUCCAAUCGAUUCCGGGUGAAUUGAGUUUACAAGAAACAAUGGUUUUAACAACAGCAUCAAAUCAGGGUCAAGGUUUUGUCACAAUCAGCAUGCUAAUGAAGGAAUUGGGAUGGAAUGAAUUCCGUGCAAAACAAGCCAUUGACAAAAUAUUGGGUGAAGGAUUAGCCUGGAUUGAUGAACAAAGCGAUGAAACGAGCUAUUGGUUUCCAAGUUUAUUUCCCAAACGUGAUCAAGUCAAUGCCAACUCUGAAUGAACACAAUAAAUGUUAUUGCCUUUUAUUACACAACACAUCUUGCAAAUAUGUACAUAACUUUUUUUUUAUAACAUAUUUCAUAAUGUUCAUAAAUCUAUUCAAAAAUUUAA